AUGACAAUCCUAUCAUCCAAUCCUCACGACUCUAGCAAGAUAGUCCCUGUCACUGGCAAUAAAAGAGGAAAAGAAGAGAAUGACAAUGACACGAGCGAUCUUGCCUCAACAGAAAUGGAUUCGCCAGACAAGAUUCAAUUCUUUGGGUCCAUCAAAUUUUGGUUAAUUACCAUAGUUUCAUCCAUCUUGUUUAUCAGUAUCAUUGGUUUAUCAGGAAUUUGGUUAGGAAGUUUGCUUCCAUCAGUGUUCGAAUAUAGUGACAAAACUAGAGAGUUGGAAUUUGAAGGAAUCAUUUCCUACACCAAGCAAGCAUUGAGAGAAGUGGAGAUGAUUUCCGAGACCAUGAAACAUCAAUUAAUGGUCACUGCUGACUUGUCAAACUAUGAUUAUAUUGAAAAGAUUAUGUUUCCGUACAUUAAAACUGUUUGGCAGUUUCAUAAAGGAUUGGUCGUGACUGUGCAUAUUGGUGAUAAUAUGGGAAGACAAUAUGGUUACAUGGACUGGGGAGGCAAGCCAACUCUAUUCAACAUUACUACAGUCGAUCAGAAAAUGUAUUAUUGCCAAGAUUUUUACACUUUGGAUUACUGCAAAAGAAAUUCAACUCCCAACUUUGAAUUGGGCUUCUUUGAUUUAACCAUUUUAAUCAAUCAGGGAAAUACUCAUCCCGGAAAACCUUCAAUUACUUUGAGUUUUAUUGAUGCAACCACACCUCAGUAUACUUUCAUUACGAUGGUCAAUUCUAUUGCCUUGCCCUCUCCAGAUUCUAAGGGAAACAAAUUCAAAUAUUAUUUAGGAACAGACAUGUCUUCUGAGAGUUUUUCAAAUUAUUUGGCUGCAGUUACUAAACGUAUUGCAGGUUCUAAAAGUAUGAUUAUUGAAACAGAGACAUUAUACAUUAUUGGCAAUGACAAUCCAGAGGCCAAAGUUGCAAAAUUCAACCCUGAUGGGUCUCUGAUUCGUCAGACAUAUCAAAAGAUUGACAAUGAUCCUGUUGCAGCUCAAGUGGCCUCCAACCUUUAUUCUGUUUUAGGAACCAAUAUCAAACAAAUUCCUUGCAAUACAGGGGACUCGUACUCAUUCUCUGGAGAAACCAUUUCAGUUUAUCGACUCUGCACAAACACUUCCAUUGAUUGGUUAAUGGUAUUAUCUGUACCUAAAUGGAAUUACAUUGGCUCAUUCGUCAUUGGUGCAAUGGUUGCUUUAGUUGGAGUGGUUCUACUCACCGUCCUUGGAUUCAGUGUUGCAGCUCUCAUUUCUGUAAAGAUGACAAAGCCUUUUCAUCAAUUAAUUGAGUAUUUUGAAAGUGUAGCACAUAUGGAUUUGGAUCAUUUAAACAUUUCUGAAAGCAAAUUCAGUGAAGUGAAAUUAUUGCAAAAACAUUUCUUGAACAUGAUUGCCCGCAUUAAGCUUUAUCGAGCUUUCAUACCUGCUCACUUGCUGCAACAAUUGGAUAAUAAUAAUAAUAAUAAUAAUGGUAAUCAAGAUAUGAACAGGAAUCAUACUGAAGGAGGAGAUGAUUCAGCAUCUUCAGAUCGACAUGGAAGCAAGAGCUCAUUCAUGCACGAAAGUGGUCGUUCACUAAUGAAUGGAACUGAAAGAAAUCUCUCACACCUCUCAUCGGCUAAUUCAAGGAAGAGUCAUCAAAAUCAUCACCAUUCACACAAGAAAAAGUACAAUAACGGAGUGGAUAUGUUCUCCUUGUAUUUGGAAAGAAAGACGAUUACUCUUGUGUCGGUACAUAUUCAAGGCUUUGAUAAUUUAUUGCGAGAAAUUUCUCCAACGGAAUGCGUCGAGCUUCUCAAAGAUUGUUUCGAUCAUUUGAAUGGUCAGAGUAGAGCAUUGGGAGGUCAUUUGGGUAAUUUUGAAAAUGAUUGCAUUUCCAUAGCUUUUAACGCAAGUACUUGUCAACAAAAGCAUCAAGAAAAGGCUGCUUUGAUUUGUACUGUAUUGAAAGAGAAAUUGCAAACCAUUAAGGAAAAGAAAUGGUCCAACUCACAUCAUCUCAAAAAGAAACCAUAUUUAUUGGAUGAAGUGAAAUUCAUCAUGGCAGUUUGUACCCAAGACAGUUUGUGUGGAAAUGUUGGUUCGAACGAGAGCAAGAACUUUACAGUCAUUUCUAGUGCAAGAUUCAAUUUGGAUCAACUCAUUGAGACUGCGAAGAGGUUGGAAGUGUCCACAGUGGUCACUGAAAAGGUGUUUGACUCUCUCGAAUCAUCCUAUCUGUUGCGUUAUAUUGACACCAAGGAAUUACAGACCGAUCAUUCCUAUUCAUCUCCUCAUAUGGAACCUGCAACCACAAGCCAAGCACAGAAUCUGUUCACAUCUAUGAAUUGGGUCCAAGUUCACAAAUUCAAGUGA
Naegleria lovaniensis is the source of this 2358-nucleotide messenger RNA. RefSeq lists its product as uncharacterized. The transcript has 3 exons. The record is from RefSeq and is a predicted model, not a curated record. Lineage: Eukaryota; Heterolobosea; Eutetramitea; Acrasida; Naegleriidae. The coding region runs from base 1 to 2358 and encodes 785 amino acids.